UGCACUAUUAAUAAGGAGUCUACCCUUACUCCUUAUUAAGGUUCAAAUAUGUUAUUUGCAGAGGUAGAAUGGUUCUGGCAGCCAAAUACUCCAUCCAAACGUGGAUCGAGUCUCAAUUACAAUACGGUCCUAGAAACAUAAAGCCCUUUACUUUCAUAUCAAAAUAAUUUCACAAAUGCAAACUAUAAACUUACUGUACACAGUUUUAACCAGCUUUGUUGCAGAAAGCAGUAUUUUUCAUCCACAACACGUUUCUGGCGGCCUUUUGUUACACACAGGUGUACAGUGCAUGGUAGAUGGCUAAUUAGCACAGGUGGUACCAAUGUCUAUCAUAAACACGAAAUGUAACAAGGAGAUAUAGCCGUGUGGGAACCCCAACCAUAUACAGCUGUGUAUCAAUUUAACCUUUUAGUUUUUUGAAAACUAUUUAUCGCUGACAUGAAAGAUUAGGUCUUGUGCUUCCAAACCCGUACCGCUAGCGACGCAAGUUAAUGUUAAGACCGAGCCUCGGUCGGCUUAACAAAACUUCACGAAAUUACUCUUAUGUGUAAUGGAACUUAGUCAUGAUCAAAGGCUAGAUUCAACUCUACGUUCAAGGGCACAACAUUUUUUUUAAGUAACUAAUGCAAUUAUCACUUAUGAAUAUGCAGAAACCAAUUCAAUAUUGAUGAAUAUAUAAUAAUGUAAAGAGGACCUUUACUUGGAAGGAAAUGUUUUGCCCGGAAGUGAUUGCCACGGCUUCAGGAAGAAGACGCUCUAGGUUGAUAUAGGCCAAAACCCAAUACAGCAUAUUUGCUGGUCAUGUGUUUGUGUUUUCUGGUCGAUUCAAAGUGAAUGAGAUGGCGACGAAUGAGGCAAGCUGUGAACAACCACAGAAGCGAGGAACCAAAGACAAACCGAAUGGAUAUUUUGCAGACUCUGUGGUCAGAGAGAGGAGGCAGAAAGAUAGGGAGGAGCGUCUCGCUCUGGUGCUGUGGAGGCGGCCUAUCAUCACACUACACUACUUCCUCCUGGAAACCUUCAUCACACUAAAGGAGUGGACAUUAAAGUUAUGGCGACGAAGGGGGACAGUGUUCUUGUUCCUGGUGUUGUGUUCACUCUUCUCCCUUGCCUACUCCACUGAGGGAACACACCAGAAGUAUGUGCAGUACCUGGAGAAGAGGUUCCUAUGGUGUGCCUACUGGGUAGGUUUGGGCAUCUUGUCCUCAGUAGGCCUUGGGACUGGCCUGCAUACCUUCCUACUAUACCUGGGUCCACACAUAGCAUCAGUCACCCUGGCUGCGUACGAGUGUGGUUCUACAGACUUCCCCGAGCCCCCCUACCCAGACCAGAUCAUCUGCCCAGGGGCAGGAGGAAUGGAGGGCAGCAUCUCACUCUGGUCCAUCAUCUCAAAGGUCCGGCUGGAGGCCUGUAUGUGGGGUGCAGGCACAGCCAUUGGGGAGUUGCCACCCUACUUCAUGGCUCGAGCGGCCAGGCUAUCUGGAGCAGACCCCGAUGACGAAGACUAUGAGGAGUUUGAGGAGAUGCUGGGGCAGGCAGAGACUGCUCAGGAUUUUGUUACUCGAGCAAAACUGGGAGUUCAGAACAUGGUGCAGAAAGUGGGAUUCUUUGGGAUUCUAGCCUGUGCCUCGAUCCCUAAUCCUCUGUUUGACCUUGCUGGUAUAACAUGUGGCCACUUCCUGGUACCAUUUUGGACCUUCUUUGGAGCAACUCUUAUUGGGAAAGCCAUCAUCAAGAUGCACAUACAAAAACUGUUUGUUAUCAUAACGUUCAGCAAGCACAUAGUGGAACAGAUGGUGUCUCUGAUCGGGUCUCUGCCGAGGGUAGGUCCCUCCAUACAGAAGCCCUUCAGUGAGUACCUGGAGGCGCAGAGGAGUAAACUCCACCACCACACCGGAGAAGGCACCCCGGCGAGUGAGAACUGGCUGUCGUGGGUCUUUGAGAAGGUGGUUCUGGUCAUGGUCUGUUACUUUAUCUUCUCUAUCAUCAACUCCAUGGCUCAGAGCUACGCCAAGCGACGACAACGGAGUCAGCAGCAGCGAUACUCUGAGGAGAAAACCAAGUGACGAGACUCUUGAGUCCCUCAGCUCUGAUCACAAACUAACCUCGCCCUCUUCCAUUCUUAAGAGGCUGAACUGACACUUCUGUGUUUGCUUACGGAUGUAUGUGCUGUUUGUCCCUCUUAUGGUUUUGUAGUUUCCCCUCCAUUUGUGUAACUUGUGUGAUUUUAAUAAUAUAAUGAUAGGAUAUGAGCAGUGAAGCAGCAGUUGGAUGUCAACUUUUUGCUGGCAGCUAUACCAGCUGCGAUGCCUUAUGCAAGGUGGAGGGUCCUACUUCCAUUGAACACAGUUCUUAAUCACGACUUGAUUUGUACAUUUUUCACUGUAUGGAUGGACUCUAUGCUGAUGUGAUGCUAAGGAUGUUUUCAGGGUUACAUUUUUCUUGCGUCUUUGUCCUGUUGAUCAGAAAUAGGCCAUCUGUCAUUCGCGUUUCUUGGAUUUGUUUGAAAUUCAAGUUUGCAAUUGGAAAUAGCAAUAUCAAGUCGUCUCAACAUUUUAUUGAUAGUUUGCACAUCCUGGAAAUAUUUUUGGGGCGGUAUGUACGCACAUACAUUUAGAAUGAUCUGGACAAACUAACUUGAACCAAAACAGAACUUACAUUACACUCGGCUAACUUGGUGUUAUUUUUAUUCUGUACAUUUACUGAGUCUUUGAUCAGAAUAUAUAAAAUGCCUAAAUCAUU
This is a messenger RNA of Oncorhynchus masou masou (cherry salmon), 2742 nucleotides long. RefSeq names its product vacuole membrane protein 1-like. Bases 840 to 2066 code for a protein of 408 amino acids. Gene Ontology annotation, cellular component: endomembrane system; membrane; endoplasmic reticulum. The transcript has 12 exons. NCBI's taxonomy places the organism in Eukaryota, Metazoa, Chordata, Actinopteri, Salmoniformes, Salmonidae. Gene Ontology annotation, biological process: autophagy; Golgi organization. The record is from RefSeq and is a predicted model, not a curated record.